AUGGGACUCUUUGCAAAGGUCUUCCUUGCCGCUACUGCCGUAGCAUCCGUCGGUGCCGUCGAUGUUGUCGUUCAGUCUGAUGGAGGCAACCAGACUGGCAAAUUUGGCCAUCAGUAUGGAUACGGCUUCCUCCAUGAGGAUAUCAACAACUCUGGUGACGGUGGUAUCUACGCUGAGUUGAUUCAAAACCGUGCUUUCCAGUACAGCAGGGCUUUCCCGGUCUCCACAGCUCACUACUUCCCCAUCAACGGUGCUAGCCUUACUAUCAACAAUGGCACGCAGCCACUGUCAAAGGCUCUGCCUGCUUCCAUGAAGGUUGCUGUGGGUAACGGCACCGUUGGGAAGAUUGGUUUUGAGAACGAAGGCUACUGGGGCAUGGACGUCCGCGCCCACAAGUACACCGGAUCAUUCUGGGUCAAGGGCGCCUAUACUGGCACUUUCACAGCUUCGCUGCAGUCGAACCUGACAGACGAUGUUUUCGGCUCCGUCGAAGUCGAGUCCAAGUCUGUUGCCUCUGAGUGGACAGAGCACACGUUCGAGCUCACUCCUGAGAGGGAUGCUCCCAACUCGAACAACACUUUUGCAAUCACGUUUGACCCCACUGGCACCCAGGGUGGCUCUCUCGACUUCAACCUCAUCAGCUUGUUCCCUCCGACAUACAAGAACCGCAAGAAUGGUCUCCGUGUUGAUAUCGCCGAGGCCCUUGCUGAGAUGAACCCCCACUUCCUUCGUUUUCCCGGCGGUAACAUGCUUGAGGGACUCGAGAACGACACUUACUGGGACUGGAAGGACACCCUUGCCCCGCUCAAGGAGCGCCCCGGCUUCCAGGGUGUCUGGGGCUACCAGCAGACCCACGGGCUUGGUAUGAUGGAGUACCUGGAGUGGGCUGAAGACAUGGAUCUCCAGAUUGUCAUUGGUGUCUGGGCCGGUCUUGCUCUCAAUGGCGAUGUGACUCCCAAGGAGGACCUUCAGCCUUUCAUUGACGACGCUCUCAACGAGAUUGAGUUCGUCCGAGGCUCAGUCGACACCGAGUGGGGUGCUAAGCGUGCUGCUCUUGGUCAUCCCGAGCCUUUCGAGCUGAAUUAUGUUGAGAUCGGCAACGAGGACUGGCUCGCCGGUUUCCCUGGAGGCUGGGACUCCUACAAGGAGUACCGCUUCACCAUGUUCCACGAUGCCAUCAAGGCCAAGUACCCUGAGAUCCAGAUCAUCGGCUCUUCCGCCACCAGCGAUCCCGCCCCUGAGGGUGCGACUACUGGUCCCAACCUGAUUGACGGCAUCAAGUACCCAGCUGAUACCAUUGGCGACUACCACCCUUACCGCGAGCCUGAUGAGCUCGUCGAGGAAUUCGACCGUUUCGACAACGACAUCGGCCACAUCAUCGGUGAGGUCGCCGCUACCCACGUCAACGGUGCUACCCCUCCUCGCUGGAACGGACCUCUCUACAAGUACCCCUGGUGGAUCGGUGCUGUCGGCGAGGCUGUCUCUCUCCUCGGCUACGAGCGCAACUCCGACCGAAUCCCCGGUACCUUCUACGCCCCCGUGCUGAAGAACGAGAACCGCUUCCAGUGGCCCAUCACCCUCAUCCAGUUCACCGCCGACGCCAGACAGACCACUCGUGCCGUUACCUGGUACUGCUGGAGCUUAUUCGCCCACCACCCUAUCUCUCAUACCCUUCCUACCACCUCCAACUCUAGCUACGGACCUGUGUACUGGGGCGCUGGUAAGGACGAGGCCCGUAAUGGUGCCCUCGUCUGGAAGGGUGCUGUCUACAACACCACCGACAAUGGCUCUGUCCCCAUUACUGUCCACUUCCAGGGUGUCCAGGCCGGUACCAAGGCCCAGCUGACUGUCCUGACCAACUCCGUCGGUGACCCAUACGCCUACAAUGACCCACGCACUGGCGUCCAGAUCGUUGACACCAAGACCACCGAACUGACUGCUGGUGUUGGCGGAGCUUUCGAGUUCAGCCUGCCGCAGUUGAGUGUCGCUGUUCUGGAUACCGACGUCACUGGCAACUCUACUGGCGGCUACAAGAAGGCUAAGAGGAUGCCGAUGCCGAGGUACCAGAGGCGUUGGUAG
This is a messenger RNA of Ascochyta rabiei, 2079 nucleotides long. Its product is annotated as Non-reducing end alpha-L-arabinofuranosidase. Bases 1 to 2079 code for a protein of 692 amino acids. Gene Ontology annotation, biological process: L-arabinose metabolic process. NCBI's taxonomy places the organism in Eukaryota, Fungi, Ascomycota, Dothideomycetes, Pleosporales, Didymellaceae. Gene Ontology annotation, molecular function: alpha-L-arabinofuranosidase activity. The transcript is spliced from 2 exons. The record is from RefSeq and is a predicted model, not a curated record.